Messenger RNA from Phlebotomus papatasi, 2623 nucleotides. RefSeq names its product magnesium transporter NIPA2 (gene spict). Gene Ontology annotation, molecular function: magnesium ion transmembrane transporter activity. NCBI's taxonomy places the organism in Eukaryota, Metazoa, Arthropoda, Insecta, Diptera, Psychodidae. Gene Ontology annotation, biological process: box C/D snoRNP assembly; rRNA processing; magnesium ion transport. Gene Ontology annotation, cellular component: R2TP complex; ribonucleoprotein complex; cytoplasm. The record is from RefSeq and is a predicted model, not a curated record. The transcript is spliced from 3 exons. Bases 146 to 1213 code for a protein of 355 amino acids.
GUUCCCAACCGGUUCACACAGUGCACUUGACCGAGCUGUCAGAUAAAACAACAAAAGGUCACUUGGUUGCUAAAUUAUUCACAAUUUUUCACUGAAAAUCCCCACAAAAACAACUUAAUUUGUGUGCAAAAAGUUAAUAGAGAAGAUGAGCAAUAAGAAAAGUAUAUUUUUAGAGUCAGAUUCGUCAAUUCUUGAGGAUAAUUUGCGUUUUGUCCAGAACGACUUUGAGGAGGAGAUUAACACAGUGUUCAGCCAAGCUGGUGCUAAUUUACCUCCACUCAGCACACAACAAUUCAAAAUUGUUAAACCACAGCCAGGAUUCUGCAUAAAGGCUCACAGAACAGAGAAUGGUGGAAAGUUGUUUGUUAACAUUUGUCAGACGGAGGACAUUCCAGCACCUAAGGAUAUCACAGAGGAAGAAUUGAUGAAGAUUUUAAAUUCAGAUGCUCCCAAUUCUUAUAAAAUUCCCAUGAGUAUUGGAGAGCCGAGGAUGACAAAGGAUAAGGCAGGAAAUGACGCUAGAGUUUGUGAUAUUGCCAUAAAUAGUGGGUUUUUUGUGAAAGUAGAGAGUGUCAGGUUAUUCCGGGAUUUCUUGAUAGCUCUGGUCUUUGAAGCGGUAGAUGUUAAAUAUGGAAUGCCUUGUGAGGAUAAUUCUUGGGUGAUACUGAAAAAUAGAAAAUCCGUUGGUACUCUCACUACGCAUCGUAUUGAGAAUAGAGAUGCGAAAUUGGUCAAAGAUUACUAUGAAGGGGAUCAGAAUCGGGAAUCAAAAUCCCUAAUCCAGGAGAUUGAUGCACCAUUGGUCACGAAGGGGAAAGAAGCCAAGCAGAUUAGCAAUAAGAAGCAACAGGAAGCACAGUAUAAGCCCAAUCCCACUAAAUUGGCAGUUUCUCAGGCCAAUACCAAAAAACCCAAUUAUCGAAUCACUUUGGAGCCUCGAGAGGGCGAAGUGAAGCAACUUGUGGCUGAAUUUCAUAUGCCAGAAUGUGUUUCUGCUAAGGAAAUUACUCUGGAUAUUGGAGAGGAUAGGAUCCUGAUAGAGGCCAGAAAGAGAGGAUAUCUCAUCGAGGGAUUUCUCGACUAUCCUCUAAAUCAAGAUAUCUCAUCGGCAGUUUUUGAUACUGGAAGAGGGGUGAGUGGUUUCUUAAAUAAGCUCCGCCCAAAUGUAAUGUUAAGCCACACCCUUUUUACGAACUGUAUUUUAUUAAAGUGAAAGUUCCUUAAACAAUUUUUUUUCGCGAAGAUGUAACACCGCCCUAAAAAUUACUACUUUAUUCGAUAAUGGGGAUUAAUAAGCCCCGCCCACAAAGCAAACUACCGCCCUUAAAGGAAACAAAAAUAUUCAAUAGCAAUAUAUUUUUGAAAUUUAUUGCAAUUUUCUUUCAUCUUCAACAAUCUUGCGAGACGAAAAAUAAAAGUAAAUGGUUGUAAGUGAGGCAAGUGCACACUAAUAGGCGUGGUUUCCCAAGGUGGGCGUGGCAAUACUAAUUUCUUUUCUUGGCCGAAUAGUUUCACAAAAUUAGUUUUCGUUGUCUUGGGCUUCUUCAGUAAUAAUUUUUCAGUGCUUUAUUUUUUUAUUUUCACAAGCCUUGGAAAGGGGCGUGGUCUAAAUAGAUUUUUCCUUAUGGUGUAGCAGUAACAAUUACUCCCUUUACCCUGCGCCCCUAGGAACUUAUUUACCGAUUUUUCAAAUCUUAUUCACAAUUUUGAAUAAAUGUGACAAAGAAAUUAAUUUCAUAGCCACGCCCAUGGGGGUGACAUUAGCUCUAAAAAAUGCGACCAGUUUUAGUGUAAAGUUUUUCCUGUUUUUGUACACAUUUCACGAGAUAUCUCCAAAACUACGUAGGUUGCCAAUUUGGGGUUUUCGGCUGCGCAUUCUACAUUAAAUUUGCUUUUAUUUUGUAUUUGUAUUAUUUACUAAUUCAUUCUAGAAUGACAUAAAAUAGCUAAUAAACUCAAUAGUUUUUUCGGCGCGCUAAAAACAUAUGGGAAACAUAGGAAACGUCAUGUCCCUGGCCACGCCCAUUCCGGUGCUAUGAUCAAUAAUUUUUUUUUCUCUUUUAAGUAUUCUUUGAACUUUAUUGUUGUGGACAGAACGCCAUCUGACGGAAAUUUUAUGAAUUAAUAUUUUCUGGCAUUGUAAUUUAUGCCCUUCCGGCAUUUUGUCUUUUCAUUUUGUGACUUUAAUGGCGAAACACGCGUGAAUACGGCGACUAUAGAAUUUUGGUUAUUUUCUCGAGUAAGUUGUGAAAAUGGUGUAAAAUUAUGCUAUCUAUUGAAUCUAAGAGGAUAUUUCUUUUCUUUGCGAUAGGUUGAUUAAAUAGAGAUAGACGGAUUUAAUAGAUAUUAAGCGAUAUUCAGAACAAUAUUGAAGUUUUAUUAGGGAAAGACAAAGACGAUUUAUUUAGUAAUUAGGACGGCUUUUAAUCAAUUUAAUUAUUAGCUCUACUAGAUCUUCUCGGGAAUUAGCCGUGUCUCGCCGGCUUUAAGACGACGACAAAUAAAAAGCAUUUACAAAAGAAUACAGUCCACUCGAUUUGACGACGACCCCAACAUUUAUUAUGGGUUUUGGAUAAUUAUAAUCGUUGGUCGGUCUAGGGAAAUCGAAGCUAAACAAAUAAAA